Molecule: messenger RNA, 645 nt
Organism: Lachancea thermotolerans CBS 6340
Lineage: Eukaryota; Fungi; Ascomycota; Saccharomycetes; Saccharomycetales; Saccharomycetaceae
Gene: GSP1
Product: Ran GTPase GSP1
Exons: 1
Coding region: 1-645 (214 amino acids)
Biological process (GO): ribosomal subunit export from nucleus; protein import into nucleus
Cellular component (GO): nucleus; cytoplasm
Molecular function (GO): GTP binding; GTPase activity
Source: RefSeq, a predicted model, not a curated record
AUGUCAGGAGAAGUGCCUACUUUCAAAUUGGUUUUGGUUGGUGACGGUGGUACCGGUAAGACCACGUUCGUGAAGAGACAUUUGACCGGUGAGUUCGAGAAGAAGUACAUCGCGACAAUCGGUGUUGAGGUGCACCCUCUAUCAUUCUACACAGACUUCGGUGAGCUGAAGUUCGACGUCUGGGACACAGCGGGACAGGAGAAGUUCGGUGGUCUGAGAGACGGUUACUACAUCAACGCUCAAUGUGGUAUCAUUAUGUUCGACGUCACCUCGCGUAUCACCUACAAGAACGUGCCUAACUGGCACCGUGACCUGGUGCGUGUGUGUGAGAACAUCCCUAUCGUGCUGUGUGGUAACAAGGUCGAUGUCAAGGAGAGAAAGGUCAAGGCCAAGACCAUCACCUUCCACAGAAAGAAGAACUUGCAGUACUACGAUAUCUCUGCCAAGUCCAACUACAACUUCGAGAAGCCUUUCUUGUGGCUAGCCAGAAAGCUGGCCGGUAACCCACAGCUGGACUUCGUCGCCUCCCCAGCCCUGGCUCCUCCAGAGGUCCAGGUCGACGAGGCCUUGAUGCAUCAGUACCAGCAGGAGAUGGAGCAGGCCACUGCUCUGCCCUUGCCUGACGAGGACGACGCCGACUUGUAA